UUCCUUGGUCUUGCAAUGGCUACUAUUGCUAAUCCUAUUGAGAGCUCUUCCGCCCUUGAGGCAAGAACCACUAUCGAUGCGACUGUCACUUGCAGCACGGAUGUUGCAUUCGAAGGAAACGGACCAAAGCUUUAUAGAUACCUUUGUCUCCAUGUGUUCAAACGCGAGCACUCUGAGCCUCCUCAGGAGGCUGAUGGCGAGUACAUCGGAGGCUGCAUCAACUGCCCCAGAGGAAAUGUUCAAACCGCGUUAGCCGACUGCCUUUACAUUGAGAACCAUUGA
Bipolaris victoriae FI3 is the source of this 282-nucleotide messenger RNA. RefSeq lists its product as hypothetical. The record is from RefSeq and is a predicted model, not a curated record. The transcript has a single exon. The annotation marks the transcript as partial. NCBI's taxonomy places the organism in Eukaryota, Fungi, Ascomycota, Dothideomycetes, Pleosporales, Pleosporaceae.